UGACAGUGGAAGAACUGCCUGGAGUGGACUGUAAACGAAGCUGCAAGCAUCAAUCAGGAGAGUGGGGGAGUGCUGCUCAGGCCAGUCUCUGUUUCAUACAGUGGCAAAGCCUACGGCUUGAUUGUUCUCACUUCACUGUUUCCACCUGUGCUGAGUGUCUGUCUCAAGAUUCUUAAAAAAGCCAUCAAGACAUCAGGAAAUCCCAUCUCAGUGAGGUCAAGUUCUGAAGGCGUUGUUCUCCCUUGACAUGCAUUGCUAAGUUGGGAAAUUGUUUCACUUGGGAUCAGCAUCCAGUACCAUCCUCCGGUAACGUGCUAAGAAAAUGAGUACGAAUUCUGUAUUGAUACAUGCUCAAAUCCAAAUGUGGUGUGCAAAGGCAGGAAUGUCUAAGGCAAAAGCUGCAUUCAUUGAAACAGUGAUGGGAAAACGGGAAGCUAAACUUGUGCUCUAUUUUACCACUGGGAAGAUUAAAGCUUUGCAGCUAAACAAUAAUAUUAAAAGUGUGGUCCUUAGAACCUAUGGUGAAGAUCAGAAUUACCUAAAUUUAACUUUUAAAAAUAACGAUUUCUUGUUUGUUGAGAAACUAACCACCAUAGAUGCCAGACAACUGAAGAAAUUCCUAGACAGAGUUUAUCAAAAAAAUCUUCGGGCAUUCCGGAGAAAUGGUAAGGAGAGAUCUGAUGAUCCUAGCACAAGCACCCAGGAGUUAGGUGCCUCUUCACCACUGGAGUUAGGUGCCUCUUCACCACUGGAAGUUCAUGCAGAACCAAGCAGUAAGUGCUUCGAAUCAGCCAAAAAAAGUGAAGCACCAGUGCUUCCUUUGCCUUCAUCCUCAUCAACCACACCUAAUAGCGUAGGGUUCUUAGAAAAACAACUUGUAAAGAGGAAAAGAUCCUCACCUAAUUCAGAAAAGAAGAAAACAGAGACCAUCCUACAGGGCAGCAGUAAGGAAUCUGAGGCAAAGUCGGUGGUGCCUGUACAUGAUAAUAAAGAAAAAGAAAGGGAUUUAAGAGAGGCUGAAAAGAGUAAACCAGGAUCUGGCUUUUCAUCUGAGACCAACAAUCCUGAAGAGUCUGAUUUGAGUAUUCGUGAUAUUCAUGAUCUCAUUACAAAGUUAUUUUCGCCAUUUCUGUUAGAACCGUGCUGUAUGGAGAAAGACAUGGAGUGGCAUGAGUGUAUAAAGACACUCUUAGAGCACCCAGAGAAAACAUGGCAAGGUCUGCCUAAUGUGGGCAAUACCUGUUAUAUAAAUGUAGUGUUACAGUCGCUCUGCUCUGUUCCACUGUUUGUUAAUGAGUUGUUCAAUCAGGGUUUCCCAUGGAUUAGACCUCCUAGAGAUGAUUUUAACAUGCGCUUGAUGCAACUGCUUGUUUUGAAAGAUAUUUACAAUACAAAAACUAGGGAGAAGUUACUUAUAAAGUUCACAAAAACCCUUCCACAAUUUGGAGAGAUAUUCGCUGCUAACAGGCAGAAUGACGCACAUGAGUUUUUAAGUCACUGUUUAGUUCAGUUGAAGGAAACUGUUCAAAUAUUAACCGUAUUGUGGCAAGCUGAAAAAGAAUCUGGGAGAAAUAAUUUACUUAGACAGAUUUUUGCUAACCAUGCUAUUAUUGACAAAAUACCUUUUUGUCCUGUUGCCAAUAAUUUUGAAUUUGAGUUGAUGAGAUCGAUUUUUUGUAAAGCUUGUGGCAUGGUUGUUUUCAGGAAAGAGCCGAGUAGUUCUCUCUCCAUCAGCAUUCCUCAAGGAUUGAAAGGCCUCAGUUUGUCUAUCCAAUCCUGUUUUGAUCUUUUUUUUAAAGCAGAAGAGCUUGAACAUAGGUGCGAAAGGUGUAUGCACAACAAAUCUAUGGCGGUGCAUAAGUUUGGCCGCCUACCCAGGGUUAUUAUUAUUCACCUUAAGCGCUAUAGCUUUAGUGAGUCGCGGGUGGUGAAGAAGAAUGAGCAACACGUCAUUAUUUCCAAAAUUUUAAAGCUGUCUUAUCAUUGCAAUGAAAACACAAAGCCACCUCAGCCCCUUAGCCAAAAUGCACAUGUUAAGGAUUUUGACUUACUAAAACCCCUUCAAGAGUUGGGUUUUGACAUUUUCAAAGUGUCAUUUAAUUCAAUGAUGACCUCAGGAUCCAAGGAUUCCCCAACUGUAGACACCAGCUCAAGCAAGGAGUCAGAAGCACAAAAUGUAAGGAAAGUCUCUCAUGUGUUGAGUGGGCAAGUGCAGCAGGAAGCUCAGGGAAAGGGGGCCACACAAAAUGUAAUUGGGUCAGAAUUGACAAACAAGACAGAAAAACCCAAGAAACAUGAGAAAACAUGUACAUUUAGUGAGUUAGAUUCUGGUAGCUUCAGCAAGGCUACUAAAGAUAAUGAUCUCAGAAUUCCAGAAAGAUCCCCAAAGUACCAACAGGUCCAGAAACGUUAUGAAGAGAGAAGUGAUAAACAGACCUCCCAAGAGGCAGUUACUCAGAGCCAUCCAAAACCAAGCUCCCAGAAACAAAUGGGUUACUUCAGUAAACCUGCAGAGUCACAUACCCAGAGUGGCAAUCUGAAGUUACAGGACUCACUGGACCCCAGUAAGAACUUAGGAAGCAAAGAUAUUUCAGGUAAGAAGACAAAGCCAAGAGGCAAGGUGGAACCCCAAACGGUUGAUCCAAAAGAAGACAAUUAUUACAGGCUCAUUAAUAUUAUCAGCCAUAUUGGGAACAGUCCCCAUGAAGGCCACUAUAUCAAUGAUGCCUUUGACUUCAGGAAGAAGAAUUGGUUCACUUAUAGUGAUCCACAGGUGACGAGAAUACAAGAGGAGCUUAUACAGAAGGCUAGGCUUUCCACUGGCUAUGUCUUCUUUUACAUGCAUAAUGAGAUCUUUGAAGAGCUCCUGGCAAAGGAAUCUCAGGCUUCUAAAACGUCAUAGGAGUAAUAUGAGGGCCAUAUGUCUCAUAGUACCUAUCUACCCGAGUGCCUUACUCACUUAAACUGGAUUGAGAAGAACAGAUAAUUAGCCCAAGACCAACAUCUCAACAAACAUUUACAGAGAAAUCACCUUUGUAACUCUAGCCAUAUUAAUUCCAUAGUUACAGCUGAUGCUAAGGAGUGUUCUCUCAUACAAGACUAGAACUGUAUUUUUUAUGCUUUUUGUCAGAAAAUAGACUUACUGAUAGUGAAGUUUUCAGUUUUCUCUACAGAAGUUGCAUAACCCAAGGUUGUCCUUAUAUUGAUAAAAGUGCCUUAUUUUUUCCCGCGGUCAUAAACAUUCUUCUAAAAGAGGUGCAUUUUCCCUUGUUUCAAUGUUCUUUUUUGCAUGAUCACCAUAAUAAGUUAUGAUGAAAAAGCUCUUACAUAAUCAGAAGGAAAAAGCUCACAUCCAGAUAGCCAAAGGUUCAGGAGAAUCUACCUAGCACUGUUAGCCCAGCCUGGUGCUUUUAUCUUGCUGACUGUUUGAAAUGUUUGAAAUAUCCUUGUCCCCUCGCAGCUUUCUUAAAAUGGAGAUCACUAAAUGGUGGCACCUGGAGUGAAGAGAGAAGAAAACAUUUUAUGUCCACAGAAGUUGGCUAGCUCUCUGGUUAAUUGCUUAUUGGCUACAGCCCUCUCUAGUUCUAGGUCCCUGGCUUGGUUAAGGUGUCUGGUUUCCUUCUUGGCUCCAGUGCCAGCUCCUCAACUACUCUCUUCAACUCUUCAUCAGAAGCAGCAGCACCAGGCACAAUACUACUGAGAUUUUGAGCCAGAGGAAUUCUUCAUCUCGUCAGUUAUGUUUUCUGAAAGCUGGAUUUCCUUCACCGCCGAGUCUUUCUCAUUUGCCGCAAAGGUGCUGCUCCUGCUUCUGUCCCCACAGUUUGAGCAUGGACCCACAAGCACAUUAAGGCCCAAAUAGACGCCUAGAUUCUUCCCUUGCCCAAAAGGAGCAAGGCCACGACCCCUACCUUUUAUGUUCUAAUGCUGUGGUUUUAAGAGUGGAACCUGAUCAGCACCACCAGGAAGACAGGACCUCAUGGGCUCUUCUGAAGAUCUCCUAAUCCCCAAAUUUAGAGCAGAGGACAGCAAUCCAAUGGAGACUGUAAUGUUCAAUUAGGUUUAGAGUCACUGUUUUUGUAUGUAGAAUAUAUUUUUUGCUUGUUAUGUUAAUGUGUUUGGGUUGCUUGUUACGUAGAAAGUAUUUAUAGCCUUUUUAUUUCUAUUAUAUAUGCCUUUCCUAUGAAAACACAGUUUUACUAGUUUGAUUUUGUAAAAAAAAAAAUAGUGGGAUUACACCAGCUGUAUUCAACUGAAUCCGGGCAAUAAGCAGUAAAUGUGGCUGGCUGAUACUUUUGAAUCCUCUUGGACAUGUGUAGAUAAUACUGGACACCAAACAAGUCUUCAUAGUCCGCUAAAACCCCUCUUUUCUUCGGUAUCAAAGGCGCUGGUUAUUUUCAGACUUUGAUCUUGAGGAUGGAGAAUCUGAUUCAUGCUCAAGAAUUGAUGUGUUUUCCUGUUUGUCAGCUAGCAAGUUACCUGCUGGAUUUUGGUGAUCUGAGCCCACUUCACCAUUUUGAUCUCAGAAGGGCACUUGAGUUACAUCAAAGGAGUUUUGCUUACCAGGAUUUGAUCUGCAAAACUGAACAGUUUUGUGCAUUCAACAUUAGAAGAGGAAUUAGGGAUUUCUUUUUCAUCUUUGUAGCAUGGUAUUCUGUUCCUUGAAUGAAUACACAAUACCUGCUUUAAAGUGGACUUGUAAGACCUGAAAAUCUAAUUUGAAUAACAAGCUUUGAUAUAACAUGAAAAAAAAAUGUCUCUGGAGAUGAUCUGAUGUGUGGGGAAAGUCUCGUGCAUCCUAGACAUGGUGAUAUUCUGUAAACAUUCAGUAAUCAUACUUAAUUCUUCUAAUGCCAAACAUGUGUUGUCUGGAAUGUCUUCUCUUGCCUUUGAAGCAAUGAAUAUAAUUCCUUAUACCUGUAUUGGAAUAUAUAACAAGAUUGUGCUACUUUGUUUUAUUGUAUACGCAGAAUUUAUCCCCUUAGUAUAAGGGGUAGUUUCAGUAUAGUGUAUUAAAUCCUUUUUGUUGGUAGUUUUAUUUUCUUUCUGAUUUUGUUUUUGUUUUGUUUGAAUUUUUUGUUUGCAUUUUGAGAUGGGUGUCUCCUUUGCUAUUAGAGGCCAGGGCUGGCAUUGAAUUCAGAGAUCUGCUUGCUUAUGCUUACCAAGUGCUAAGAUUAAAGGCAUAGGCCACAUGUCUAGCUUUGUUAGUGUUAUUUCUAGUGGCCUUUAGAGGAGUGAAUUAGAAUUUAGUGCUGUUAGGGAAAUUAGAUAAUGCCCCUUUGUUUAUGUAUUUUAUGUAUAUGAGUGCUCUAUCUUCAUGUGUGUCAGCAUAUCAGAAAAGGGCAGCAAAGCAAGGCAUAUCUUGACAACACUGACUAAUACAGACAGCUAACAAGUCUAAAGUAUGUAAGGUAGCACAGCAGACUAGGAAUAAGUGCAGUAGUCAGUAUUGUAGUGUUGAGUCUGAAAUCCACAAGGCAAACUGGCCUGCUGGAGACUACUGCAGAUUUGAGACAGAAAAUCAGGUUUUGCUCUUUAGGCCUGAUUGGAGCAGGCACACCCACAUUUAUACUUGAUCAACAGAGUAUAGUUAUUAACUGCAUUUACAAAAUACCUGCCUAGCAAUCCCUAGGUUACUAUUUGAUUAAAUAGCAUAUAUCCUAGCCAAGUUGGCAGACAACUAGCCAUCACAUAUGCUAAGUCCAGAAGCUCAGAAAAACCUAAGCAAAACAAUCCAUUUUGUAAAUGAAAACAAUAUGUUAUAAUACUAAAUCUUUUC
This is a messenger RNA of Myodes glareolus (Bank vole), 5776 nucleotides long. It is a transcript of the gene Usp26, whose product is annotated as ubiquitin specific peptidase 26. Gene Ontology annotation, biological process: protein deubiquitination; G1/S transition of mitotic cell cycle. Gene Ontology annotation, cellular component: cytosol; nucleus. Gene Ontology annotation, molecular function: cysteine-type deubiquitinase activity. The record is from RefSeq and is a predicted model, not a curated record. NCBI's taxonomy places the organism in Eukaryota, Metazoa, Chordata, Mammalia, Rodentia, Cricetidae.